This is a messenger RNA of Lepus europaeus (European hare), 2212 nucleotides long. RefSeq names its product TraB domain containing (gene TRABD). The transcript is spliced from 9 exons. Bases 105 to 1310 code for a protein of 401 amino acids. Lineage: Eukaryota; Metazoa; Chordata; Mammalia; Lagomorpha; Leporidae. The record is from RefSeq and is a predicted model, not a curated record.
UCCGGCCCGUCCGGCGCCCCCGCCCGCCGGGUCCGCGGGCCGCAUGAGGCCGGCUGAGCAGCGCGGCGGCCGGCAACCCCAGCGGGGCAAGAGGCUGUCCAGCCAUGGAGGGGGAGGAGCGGCGGCCACCCCAGGAGGCCGGCGUGGACCCUGUUGUGACAUCAGAGGCUCCGGAGUCGGUGCCUAGGGUGCUCCCUGGAGAACCCCAGAGCCUGUCCGACGUGGACGCCUUCAACCUGCUCCUGGAGAUGAAGCUGAAGCGGCGGCGUGAGCGGCCCAACCUGCCGCGCACCGUGACCCAGCUGGUGGCCGAGGACGGGAGCAGGGUGUAUGUGGUGGGCACGGCCCACUUCAGUGACGACAGCAAGAGGGACGUUGUGAAGACCAUCCGAGAGGUGCAGCCGGACGUGGUGGUCGUGGAGCUCUGCCAGUACCGCGUGUCCAUGCUCAAGAUGGAUGAGCGGACCCUGCUGCGCGAGGCCAAGGAGGUCAGCCUGGAGAAGCUGCAGCAGGCCGUGAGGCAGAACGGGCUCAUGUCUGGCCUCAUGCAGAUGCUGCUGCUCAAGGUGUCCGCCCACAUCACCGAGCAGCUGGGCAUGGCCCCCGGCGGCGAGUUCAGGGAAGCCUUCAAGGAGGUGGGCGCUGGGCGCGGCCUCGGGGCGGGGGUGGGGGCGGGCGGGCACGCGCUGACACGGCCUCCGCUGCAGGCCAGCAAGGUGCCCUUCUGCAAGUUCCACCUGGGCGACCGGCCCAUCCCCGUCACCUUCCAGAGGGCCAUCGCCGCGCUGACCUUCUGGCAGAAGGUCAAGCUGGCCUGGGGCCUGUGUUUCCUGUCGGACCCGAUCAGCAAGGACGACGUGGAGCGCUGCAAGCAGAAGGACCUGCUGGAGCAGAUGAUGGCCGAGAUGAUCGGCGAGUUCCCGGACCUGCACCGCACCAUCGUCGCCGAGCGCGACGUCUACCUGACCUACACGCUGCGGCAGGCCGCCCGGCGCCUCGAGCUGCCACGCGCCUCCGACGCCGAGCCCAGGAAGUGCGUCCCGUCCGUGGUUGUGGGCGUCGUGGGCAUGGGCCACGUGCCCGGCAUUGAGAAGAACUGGAGCGCCGAGCUCAACAUCCAGGAGAUCCUGACCAUCCCCCCGCCGUCCGUCUCCGGCAGAGUGUCCCGGCUGGCCCUGAAGGCCGCCUUCUUCGGCCUGCUGGGCUACGGCCUGUACUGGAUGGGGCGCCGCACCGUGAGCCUGGUCCUGUCGCUGCCUGCUGCACAGUACUGCCUCCAGAGGGCGCCCUCGCCCCGGCCAAGCCAGUAGAAGGGCCCCACCCGGGAGCGGCCACAGCCAGGGUGGCUGCCCCCCACCCUGCUGCAAGGAGGCCCCUGAGGUCUGUGCCACCCCCCAUGGGGGUCCGGGCCAAGCCUCGCCGCCCUGCCCUCCCCAGCCAGCCCCAAUAAAGGAUCAUUUAACUGUCUGAACUCAGGCCUCCCAGCAGCCCUCCCCAGGCACCGAGGGUCCAGUCCAGCUCUGAGGAGGGCAGGGCCGAGGCCCAGGCUGCCCCGGCCCCUGGGGUGGGUGUGGCGAGCUGAUGGCCGAGCCCACCUCACCGUGCCUUGUGCUGCGUCUGCCUGGGGCGUCUCGGGAUCGGGGCCCGGUGGGCGUGGGCAGGCUGGAAGCCCACACCGCCGGCACAUGGGCACGGAGCUUGGCUUGCCCACUGCCUCCCCGGCCCCAUCCGCCUGCAGACUCUGGCUGGCUUUUUAAAACGUCGAAAUUUUCUACUCAGGUAACUUUAUCUUCAAAGAAAUAGCAACCGAAGCGGAUGUCAGGGACAAGCCUUAAACCUGGAUGGGGCACAGGGCGGCUUUUUCCUUUGUUCGUGUCCCGAGUAGGCAAGUGUGCGGCCACAGGCCGGCCCUCAGGGUCUGCACCCCCAGCCCAGCGUGGCCGGGGCUACCUCUCUGGCCUGAGCCUGCUGUCCAGCCCGGUCCCCGCGGGCUGGAGGGGCUUGAACCUGCUUCCUGCGCAUCGGCGGAGGUUCCCAGGGACCAGCCUGUCCCCCGUGGGCAGGCUGCCCGAGUGCCAGCCAGCACCCACUUGGCCAGCCAUGGUCUGUGCCGACCGACCGCUGAAUCCAAUCAGGUGAACCCCGUUCGAGCUGUGCGUCCCUGUCACUCGCGGAUCUGCUCCUUGGAAACAAAUAAAUUCUAGUUUUGGAA